Messenger RNA from Aricia agestis (brown argus), 1129 nucleotides. It is a transcript of the gene oaf, whose product is annotated as out at first protein. The record is from RefSeq and is a predicted model, not a curated record. The coding region runs from base 125 to 931 and encodes 268 amino acids. Lineage: Eukaryota; Metazoa; Arthropoda; Insecta; Lepidoptera; Lycaenidae. The transcript is spliced from 6 exons.
UUUGGUUUGGAAAAUUGGACUUUCAGUUUUCGCUUUAGUCAAUAAAUAAGAUUAUAAUAAUAUUUUGAUAAGAAUGGUACGAAUAUAAUUUGUAAAAAUUUAAAGAACAAUCUGGCAUAGGAAAAUGGAAAAAAUUACAGUGAAAGUUAUUAUUUUGUACAUGUUUUUCCAACAAACCAAUUUACAGCUUUUGAUAAAUGUUAAGAAUCAGGGUGGUGAUGUAAUGCAAGAGGCAAUAGUGGCAAAUGUAUCAGAAGACACAGUGACUCUAGAAUUUUUACGCUCAGAUGGCGUAUUUGUAUCGCAACUCGUCGAUUUCACAAAUGAAGUUGAAGCGAUGAAAGUCAUAAUUCCUGGUGAAGAAGAGCUUGGACAAACGGGUUACCAAACUCUAUGUUUCUUGACUCAUGCUGCACAAGCUGAUUUUAUAGCCCCUGAUGCUAUGGCCAAAUUAAGACAGAAAAAUCCUGGAACUGUAAGAGUUGCAGAGGAAGACAAAGGUUGGCGACAGACAACAGCAACAGCAUGGGCUGGCCGCGCAACUCGCUUGCUGUCACCUGCAGCUGCUCGACAUUGUGCACCAGCAGGGGAUAAAGUUUAUUUGCGUACUUCGGACUUGAGUAGAUGGGCACCUCGGCCUGGUGUUGAACAAUCAUACACAGCAGAAGUUACACCAUUUCCUGCCAAUGCUCUGUCUGAAACAUCAGAUGGAUUUCCUGAGGUUGGAGUUUGUGUAGCAGAAACAAAUGCUACAAAAGCAUGCAUUUGUCACCUUGAGGUGUGUGUUAAUUGGUAUCCAUGUGGACUAAAGUACUGCAAAGGAAAACCUCAAGGAGGUCUGAGCUAUCGCUGUGGUAUCAAAACAUGUCGCAGAUGCUACAGAUAUCAUUUUUAUGUGAAAAGACGAGAAUCAUGUAUUACCUACAUAUGACCCCACGCAAGCCCAUUGGGCUAUAUUCUGUGCCAAGCUGUUCUAGUCCUUGUCUUAUUGCUGCAGUAUUUUUAUUAUAAUUUAUAAGUUAGCUUGCAAGCCAGUGUCUGACAAUAUAUGUGUAUAAUAUAAAACUUUUGGAAAAGAUUUACUCUAUCUCUAAUUAUUUUGUUAAUAAUAAAGUGUAAUUAUUGCAUA